AUGUCUUCAGGGUCAGAAAAGGAUAAAGAGAGGCUCAUUCAAGCUGCCAAAACGUUCUUCUUUCACAUGCACGAUCUUGCUUCCUUCACAAAUGCACUCACCGAAUUGUUUAACAGCAGUAUGAACACUCAGAUCUUCUUGGUGGCUGUGAAAGAAGAUGGUAAUGUUAAGGAUGUCUUUGAACAGAUGCUCAAAACUUUUAAGGAGAUGCAAUCUGCAGUGGUGGCAAAGCAGGACAGAAUGCAAAGUGAACCUUUAUGUUCCAAGAUUGCAACAGCUAUGUGCUCUAUGCUUGAGAAGAGUAGCAGUGUAAAGGAGUUGCAACAGUCAGCCAAAGAAAUGUUCAAAAAUGUCCAUACACCAGUCAUUGCUUCUGUGCUGAAUAAUGGUAACAUCCUUGAGAGUCUGGAAUCUCUUUCACUCUUGAUGAAAUAUCCCAUCAUGAAUCUUCAGUUAAGUGACGUCUAUAUAAAAGACACCAAAGAGCAAUCAGACGAUACCACAUCUGAGAAAAGCCCAAGUCCUGGUCCAUCCAAAGCCACUACAAUAGACACCUUGAAAAAGUUGCAGGAUGCACUAAACACUGAGAAUGCCAAGGAUACCAUCGAGUUAGCUGCAGAUCAGAUGGAGCAAAUUGUCAGAACCAUGGGACCAAUCUUAGAGAUCCUCCAAAAAGCCAUAAAAACUAUGGAAACCAAGUUUUCUGUGUUUAAGAAAACCAAGGACUAG
This is a messenger RNA of Lipotes vexillifer (Yangtze River dolphin), 729 nucleotides long. It is a transcript of the gene CUNH12orf60, whose product is annotated as chromosome unknown C12orf60 homolog. NCBI's taxonomy places the organism in Eukaryota, Metazoa, Chordata, Mammalia, Artiodactyla, Lipotidae. The record is from RefSeq and is a predicted model, not a curated record.